Molecule: messenger RNA, 751 nt
Organism: Linum trigynum
Lineage: Eukaryota; Viridiplantae; Streptophyta; Magnoliopsida; Malpighiales; Linaceae
Source: the annotation of a GenBank genome assembly
CGGAAGGAAAGCGAACAUCAAAUAAAAACUCUCCGUACAGAUCGUAGAGGAGAACUUAUUUAUACUCUGUUCAUGGAGUAUUGCCGCAACAACGGAAUCAAAAGGUAGCUGACGGUCCGUUACACACCACAAUAAAAUGGCAUGGCAGAAAGGAAAAACCGCACGAUUGUGAUACUUGAUAUAAGUGAAGACUCGGAUAUGCCACUCAUACUAGGACGUCCCUUCCUUGCCACCACCAAGGCGUUAAUUGACGUUAAUGAGGGAACCUUGAUUCUGAGGGAUGGUGAGGAGAGGAUCACUCUUGAAACUGAACCUAUGGCUAGGAAUGAGGAUGUGAAGGAAUUGGUAUCAGAUGAUUUGAAUCUGAGUGGAGGAGAGCCUCUCAAGGCGAACCCCACUAUUACUUUUGUUACUAUGAUGAUGUUAAUGAAGGAAGUAAAGGAGGGUACUAUGCCUAAAGAGAGGAAGAAGAAAGCAUGGAGGGAGAAGAGGAAGCAAGCUUUGGCCCGAAAAGAAGGAGAAGGGCAAAGCUAAGGUUGUCGGCCAAGAAGGCCACCCCAUGGAGCUUAAGUUGGGAGGCUACAUGCCUCGCCCCGAGAACGUGGUGGAUCCACUCUCGGUGGCAUCAUCUUCUGAAACACCCUAACCUGGCCGGGUACUACUUUUACUAAAAUGCCCCUGAUAAAAUAAAAUACUCAAGUCUUGAAUUGCAACUGGGAAAAUUUUUCAUAAAUAAAAUACUGAAAACACA